AUGCAACAGGUGAAACAGGCAACCUUGCACAGGAGGUCUCUGGAGAAUGAAGGUGUUUUAACUGCAGAGGUGGUGUCCAACUGCUUGUCUAGCCUAGGCCGCUCCGGCAAUGGUCUGCAGUACGCCUACCAGUGUCUCUCUGCGCCUGGUAAAGAUCUGAGUGAUAUCUCCAUCUUAUACAAAUAUGUCCAUCUCCUAAAGCUUGAACUACCGCACAACAAAAUAAAAGAUUUGUCCUGUGUGAGCCACAUGCCCUAUCUCAUCAUCCUGGACGCUUCCCAUAAUGAACUCUCUGACUUCUUUGGAUUUCACCCGCCCAAAAACUUGACGGAAGUCAGUUUCUCCCAUAAUUUGAUGACAAAGAUGAAGGAUUUGUCAGCCUACUCAUCGCUGCGUAAACUGAAACUUGACUUCAACAGCUUCAGUGAGAUCAGUGGUCUUGAGAAAUGUUGCAGCCUCACCCACCUCAGCUUGGCACACAACAGGAUCUCCAGGAUCAGCGGUCUGGAUAAUCUGCCCCUCAAAGACCUCUGCCUUAGGGGGAACCAGCUAGAGAAGAUUGAAGGUCUGGAGACUCUGAGGACCCUGUUGGUUCUGGAUCUGUCGCUAAACCACAUCACCAGCCUGUCCGGCCUGCAGAACCUCCACCUACUGGACUCCAUCAACCUGGAGAAGAACUUGAUCAGUGAAAUUAAGGAGGCCUCAUACAUCCAUGAUCUGUUCUUGCUUCGAGAACUCACGUUACAGCGAAAUCCUGUGCAGGAGUGUCCAGAUUACAGACCGUCAGUCAUCUUCCUCCUCCAACACCUAACAAGAUUGGACCAGGAGAAAGUCACUAUCGAGGAGAAGGUGUCUUCAGUAAAUAAGUUUGACCCUCCGAUGGAAGUGGUGGCGGCCAGGGACCACAUGACUCACCUGAUGUACCAGAUGAUGCAGCCGCAGGUCCUUUAUGACAGCAGUACAAUGACCAGUAUUGACUCCCCCUAUCCCAUGUUGGUCCUGACCGGUCCUCAAGCCUGUGGGAAGAGAGAGCUGGCCCACAAGCUCUGUCAAGAGUUCAGUGACUACUUUGCAUACGGAGCUUGCCACACCACAAGGGGGCCCUACUUUGGAGAGGAUGAUGGAAAGGACUACCACUUUGUCAGCGAGGAAGAUUUUCAGAAUAUGAUUCAUAUGGGUAAGUUUAUCCAGGUCAUGCAAUAUGGGGGUCACUGGUAUGGUCUGACCAGGGACGCCGUAGAGGACGUGGCAAGAGAAGGCUUGGCCUCCUGUGUGCAUAUGGAGCUGGAGGGUGUGAUGAGUCUGAAAAACAGCUGCUUCGAGCCACGCUACGUCCUUCUUAUUCCUACCAGGGUGGAACAAUAUACCAUGAACCUGAAAUGUCGUGGUCUCUAUAAGCAGGCCCAGAUAGACACAGCAGUGGCCCGCAUAGACAUUUAUGCCAGGACCAACCAGAAACAGCCAGGAUUCUUCGACAAUGUCAUCCCUUGUGAUCACCUGGAAGAGGCCUACCAGACCCUGAGGCAGGUGGUGAAGGAUUAUUUGGGGUUGGAGGAGCAGAGACACGGGGACAACAGUGAUAGAGCCACUUCAGACUACACCUCCUCAGGUAUAUAUGAGAGGCCAACUUCAGCCCCACCUAUCGGGUCAGGAUCAGGCAUAAAGUUGCACUCAGCGCUGGCCCUGGACCCUUCUGAUCCCUCCUGUAGAAACUACCUGAAUAAGAUUCACGCACAGCUCCGCCCUCAAAAAAGCUCUGCUGAGCUGGCGUCCAUCAGGAGGCGCGAGCAGCUGGUGAGAGAGGCUCUGGUAGGGAAGAAGCCCGGAGCCUACAGCCAGCUCUUCAAAAGGUUCAACCUAAGUAGUCUGCUCAACCAUCCCAUCAGCAUGAUCUCCAUGAGGAUAGCAGACCAUAAUGUUGUCAUCCUGCUUCCACAGUACAAAUCGGAACUGAAACGAAUCAAGCCUCAAAUCCACCUCGCCAUCCAAUGUUCAGACGAGUCAUCUGUCAGUUCAGCCUCAACUGUGCCCAGCUCAGCAGGGGCCUUCUCUGCAGGUGUAGCCGCAGAUGGACAUUUAGAUGAGGGCUCUGAACCUGAGGUGGAGCCCCUGGAUGGCUCCAGCCUUGGACACCCACUGGAAACACUCAAAGAACAAGCAACGUCAAGCCAGACUCCUGAUGCCUCCCGUCCCGGGUCCAGUCAACUCUCUGCGGUCAUGAACCCAUUGUCUGUGCGCCCCAGAUCCAAUGCCAAGCCCAUCCUGCCCUCCAUCCCCCCUGGGCGCAAGACCCCAAUAUAUAAAGAUAUAUAA
Lampris incognitus (smalleye Pacific opah) is the source of this 2313-nucleotide messenger RNA. It is a transcript of the gene lrguk, whose product is annotated as leucine-rich repeats and guanylate kinase domain containing. The record is from RefSeq and is a predicted model, not a curated record. The transcript is spliced from 21 exons. NCBI's taxonomy places the organism in Eukaryota, Metazoa, Chordata, Actinopteri, Lampriformes, Lampridae. Gene Ontology annotation, cellular component: cytosol. Gene Ontology annotation, molecular function: GMP kinase activity; protein binding. The coding region runs from base 1 to 2313 and encodes 770 amino acids.